Messenger RNA from Macadamia integrifolia, 6101 nucleotides. RefSeq names its product coiled-coil domain-containing protein 18-like. The record is from RefSeq and is a predicted model, not a curated record. The transcript is spliced from 8 exons. The coding region runs from base 1489 to 5853 and encodes 1454 amino acids. NCBI's taxonomy places the organism in Eukaryota, Viridiplantae, Streptophyta, Magnoliopsida, Proteales, Proteaceae.
UGGGGUUACUUGCUAGUCUUUCUCAGAUAUAGUCUUUCGCUUUCCUAAAGACAAAUUUUAAAGGGGAAAAGAAAGCGAUAUUUCGAGUGAUUUCCUAAUGGUUAUUACUAAUAAAUGAUGAAUGGAAAUGAGCAUAUAUAUAAAGGUAGAGUCGUAGGGACCUAGUACGUUAGAUUCCAUGCUUCUGGGUUUCACUCAUCUAUAGUAUCUACUAACAAUUUCAACCAUACCUUAGGCGUCUAUUUUUCAUUUGUUAGAGUCAUGUUCUUGCGUUUGAUUAUGUGAGAAUUCUAGUGGGACCUCUUUAUUUGAUGGAUCUGAAUCCUGGAUUCAUCAUAUACAUACCUAAGGAACCUAAUGAGUAUUGAGCGAAAAACAGAAGAGAGACUGAGAGUGAGAGAGAAUACAGUGUGCGUGAGGUCACGGGAAAUUUGGAAUGGAUGAUAUUAACAGUCUAAUUGGGAUCCUAAAGAGGAUUGAGAGAAAAAAAUAUUCAAUUUUAAUGAAUAUUUGAUGUUCUGAUACUCUUGCAUGUUUGCCACUUGAUAGUUUAUGGUUACGGGGUGGUGAACAGGUGUUUCAUUUGGGUCGUUCAAUGAGUGGGCCUCAUGAGCACAUUCGCAGAUACCAGUUUUGAUCGAAUGAUCUUUAUCAUAUGAAUCGAAUGGCUAGCAAUUUAGGUUUCUGUUAUGUUGAUGUACAUGGAGCCACUAAUUGGACGAUCUGGAUCAACCAGAAAAAGUGCACCACUUGGACCUUGAGGGUUAAAAAAUGGUUUCAUAUUAUUUUGUAUAAGUGGUCCACCCAGAUUCCAGUAGGCCACCACUCGGUAGAGUUCUUUGGACGGCUCAGGCUGGUCCACACAUGCACUGGUGGGUUAGGUAAGGCUGAAAGGGACUUCGGGCCCAAUCCAAAACUGACGGUCUAUUAUACUCAAUUUGGGUCAGCCGUUAUUGGUUUGUUUGGAAGGUUAGGGCCGCCCCCUUAAUUUCUGUAUAAGAACGCCCAGCGAAAUUUGUGAGUACGAGUUCAUCCUGAUGAAGUGAUACCCUCAAUAGGCUGAGAUUGGAUGCGCUGCAAUAACUGGUCGUACGGGUGACAUUCAACACUUUUUUUUUUUUCUAAAUUACUCCACUCCGCCAAUGUAAUGGUAGAAAGUGGAAUAAAUGUUGAAUGUUCACGGUGAACGCACGAGCAGCUAGCGGAUUCAUUCUUGUGGGUGGCGUGUGUACCAAUAUAUUCUAUAUUCGAAAACGGAUCAGCUGGUUGUGUAAUCACCUGGUCGUUGGAUAUUGGAUAUUGACUCGUAUGACCGGAUGAUUGAGCAGCGUAUCCUAUCACUACUUAUUCUACGUUGUUGUUGCCUUCAUGCCUUGUGUAAUGCGAUUCUAUAGUUAAACGUCUAUAAUGGUUUCCCAGGCUUGAGAAGAACGUACGUUUACUUGCAAUACGAAGUGGUUUUUUUCCUUUCUAGAAAGCGAGAUAGCCAUGGAAGAGGAAGUCCAAGCAAGUCCAGAAGUCCAGACGAAGGUGGCCGAGAGCCCGGCCGAGGGCGAUGUGCAAGUUAAGGUACUGCAACGGGCGAACUCAGGUGUUACUGUGCAGCACUGGAUCAUGGUGGAAAGAAGUGAAGAAGAGAUGCUAGCAAAGGGGUCGUUAGAGAAAGAGGUAAAAGGAAACAAGGAAGAAGAAGAAGCUUCUCUAGGUGGAGAAUUCAUAAAAGUGGAGAAGGAAGGAUUAGAGUUAAAAGACAGUUCCCAUUCAACUGAAGCAGCAGCAGUGGGAGAUAAACCAACAGUCAUGGAAAGAAGCUCAAGCAAUUCAAUGGCUAGUAGAGAUUUGUUAGAAUCCCAAGAGAAGGUUAAAGAAAUUGAGUUUGAAUUGGAAAAAGUGAUUGGAGAAUUGAAACAUUCUGAAUCUGAAAAUGCUAGGCUGAAGGAGGAGGUUCGACUUUCAAAGGAAAAGCUCGAAGAAAGUGUGCAGCACUGUGAAGAGCUUGAACUUGGUCAGAUAAGAUUGCAAGAGCAGAUUAUACAAGUAGAGCAAAAGUACCAUUCACAGCUCAACACUCUCCAAGAGGCAUUGCAAGUGCAUGAAGAAAAGCAAAAGGGCUUGACCAAUGCAAAAGAAGCAUUGGAAGUGCUCACGGUAGAGCUUGAGAGCUCAAAAAAGAAGAUGCAGCAGUUAGAGGAAGAGCUGCAAUCCUUGGCAGGUGAGGCACAGAAAUUUGAGGAGCUGAGUAGGCAGAGUGGUUCACAUGCUGAUUCUGAGACAAAAAGGGCUUUAGAGUUUGAGGGGCUGCUUGAAGUAGCAAAACUGAGUGCAAGAGAGAUGGAAGAUCAAAUGGCUUCUCUACAAGAAGAACUUAAGGGCCUCUACAACAAGAUUGCGAAAAGUCAGCAUGUUGAAGAAGAACUAAAGAACACUGCAGUACAGCUCUCUGUAGUUGAAGGGGACUUGAUGCUUUCUCAAGAACAACAGCUGGAUCUGGAGCAGAGGCUUUCUUCCAAGGAAGCUAUCAUAAAUGAACUGUGCAAAGAAUUGGAUCUAAACAAGACAUCAGAAGCACAGGUGAAGGAAGAUAUAAUGGCUCUAGAGAAUAUGUUCUCCUCGACCAAGGAAGAUCUUCAGGCAAAAGUUGCUGAGUUGAAAGAAAUCAAAUUGAAACUGCAUGAGGAAAUGGAAAUGAGAAAAAUGGUCGAAGAUGGCUUCAAAAACCAGUGGACUCAGCUCCCAACUGUUCAGGAAGAAUUGGCUAAAGUGAAUGGAGAGAAAGAUGCUCUAGAAGCAGUUCUAGCCAAUCUUAACAGUACAGUAAUGCAAAUGAAGGAUCUGUGUAUUGAUCUUGAGACCAAGUUGAAGUUAUCAGAUGAAAAUUUCUGCAAAGCAGAUUCUCUUCUAAGUCUAGCCUUUUCUAGUAAUGCAGAGCUGGAACAGAAGUUGAAGUCUCUUGAAGAGUCCCAUCAAGAAUCUGGAGUAGCUGCUGCUACUGUUACGCAAAGGAACAUGGAACUUGAGGAUAUCAUCCGAGCAUCAAAUGCAGCAGUAGAAGAAGCAAAGUCACAUCUUAGAGAGAUUGAGAUGCGGCUGAUAGCAUCAGAACAGAAGAAUACUGAGUUUGAGCAACAGAUGACAAUGGCUGAACUAAAAAGUAGCAAUGCUGACAGAGAACUUAAAGAAUUCUCUGAGAAAACAUCUGAGCUCGGUGCUAUGUUAGGAGCGGCUGAGGAAGAGAAGGCACAGUUGAAGAACCAAAUGCAAGAGGACGAAGGUAAGAUAACCCAAUUGGAGUCAGUUUUGAACCAAUCAUCUUUGAGAAACUCAGAGCUUGAACUAGAACUGAAGGAUGUCACAGAGAGAUGUGCUGAGCAUGAAGGCCGAGCCAAUAAGACCCAUCAACGCAGCCUUGAAUUGGAAGAGCUGAUCCAGAUGUCUCAUUACAAAGUGAAGGAUGCUGGCAAAAAAGUGGGUGAUUUGGAGUUUCUGCUACAAGCAGCGAACCACAGAGUACACGAACUUGAAGAACAGAUAAGCACAUUAGAAGCAAAAAGUGGAAAUUCUGAAUCAGAAUCCAAACAAUUCUCCCAGAAGGCUUCUGAACUUGCAGUAGAAGUAGAGGCUUUGCAAGAAAAAGCAUUAAGCCUUGAAAAUGCAAUGCAAGCAGCGACCGAGAAAGAAAGGGAAUUAAAUGAAUGCUUGGGUGUAAUUACUGAAGAGAAGAAGAAGUUUGAAGAUGAAUUGAAUAGUUCCAGCAAUAAAAUUUUGGAAGCUGAAAAUAUGCUAGGAGUCUUGAAAAAUGAACUGAAACUUACACUAGAGGAACUGGAGAGCAUAGAGCAAGAUUGUAAGGCUUCUGGAAUUAGAGAGAGUGAGAUACUGGAGAAGCUUAAAUCUGCUGAAGAGCUGUUAGAGGAACAAGGAAUAGUAAUAGAGCAGGGUAGGUCAAGAAACUCAGAGAUGGAGUCAAUAAAUAAAUCUCUAGCCAGGAAUUCCGAGCUAAAGCUUCAGGAAGCAAUAGCAAACUUCACCAGCAGAGAUUCUGAGGCUAAAUCCUUGUAUGAAAAACUGAGGAGUCUUGAAGAUCAAUCCAACUUUUAUGAAGCACAAGCAGCUGAAGCAGCUGAAAGAUCAGCCUCUUUGAAGGUUGAUUUGGACAAGAGUCUGAUGAAACUAUCAGCUCUGGAAAGCACCAUUGAUGAUCUCAAAAGAAAGGUCUUGGAAGCAGAAGAUAAAGCUGCCCAGUCUUUCUCAGAGAAUGAACUGUUAGCUGAGACUAACUUACAGCUCAAAAACAAGAUUAAUAAGCUUCAAGAACUGUUAAGUUCUGCUUGUGAUGAGAAGGAAGUAACUGCUCAACAACUGGCUUCACACAUGAAUAGCUUAACUGAAAUGAAAAAUCAACAGUCAAGAGCCUUGGAAGUUCAAUCUACCACUGAAUCCCGAAUCAAGGAGGCUGAAAUGCAGUUACAAGGAGCCAUUGAGAGAUUCACUCAGAAAGAUUCAGAAGCAAAAGCCUUAAAUGAGAAGCUGAAUGCUUUUGAAACCCAAGUAAGAAACUAUGAAGAACAGACUCAUGAAGCAUUUGCUGUUGCAGAAACUCGAAAACUCGAGUUAGAAGAAGCUUUACUGAAAUUAACGGUUCUGGAAAACGCUUUUGAAAAAACAAAAUCUAAAGCUGGUCAAUUUGAGAAAGAGCGCAAAGAUCUAGUCGAGGCAAAUAUGAAACUUACCCAGGAACUUACAGCCUGUGAAUCCAAAAUGAAUGAUCUACAAACAAUGCUAUCAUCAAUCCUUCUCGAGAAAGAUGAAACUCUUGAACAGUUACAAUAUUCAAAGAAGGCAAUGGAAGAUUUGACAAAACAGCUCACAGCUGAGAGGCAAAGCCUAGAUUCUCAGAUAUCUUCACUUAUGGAAGAGAAUAACCUGCUUAAUGAAACACACCAAGGUGCAAGAAAAGAAGUUCAAACAGUGAUAGUCCAACUAGAAGAGCAACUGAGGGAACAGAAGGCAAGGGAAGUUACCUUUUAUGGAGAGCUGGAAAGUCUUAAAGCCACACUUACUGAGAAAUCUCUGUUGCAAACUCGGGUCACUGAACUUGAACAACAAUUGAUGUUGACUGAGAGUCAACUGAAAGAAGAGGUUGAAAAAGUUAAAGUGGUGGCUGCUGAAAAAGAGGCUGCACUCACUAACAAAUUAGAUGAGCAUGUACUCAAGAUCCAGGAUAGAGAUGCUCUAGGCGAACAAGUACUGCAACUUCAGAAGGAAUUGGAUCUCGCACACUCGGCCAUUGAUGAACAGAUAAAAGUUGUAUCUAGGAAAGAGCUCGAACAAGAAUCUUCUGUCAAGCAUUCACUCGAGGAGCUUGAGACAAAGAGCCAACAAAUCAUACUUUUGGAAAAGCUAGUUGAAGAACUCGAGAAGCAACUGCAGCUUGCCGGUGAAAAAAUAAAAGAAAAGGAUGAGGAAGAGAAAAAGCUCGCUCUUGUCAGUGCAGAAUUGGAUAAUUUGAAGAAUAGAUCUAGUCAAACUAUUGAGUUAGAAAAGAAGAUUGGCGAACUUGAAAACAAGCUGAAGUUUGCAAGUAGCAAUGCCAAGGAUCAGGGUGAUCUAGGAGGUCCAACUGCGUUGAAGGAUGGACUGGAGGUGAAAUCAAGAGACCUUGGAUCAACUGUGUCAACUCCAUCAAAAAGAAAAAGUAAGAAAAGAACAGAAACAAUCUCUCCUCAAGCAACGUCUUCUUCCGGCCUUCAUACUGAAAUCCAUGAGGUUUCUCCUAUCAUGACCUUAAAGUUCAUCAUGGGAGUAGCAUUGGUAUCAGUGAUCAUAGGCAUUAUUCUUGGAAAGCGAUAUUAGUCUCUUGUGUAUAUAUUUCUCUUUUACUUUCUCAGUUUGUUAGUUUCUGCAAUGCCAAGGAAAGCUUGUUAGUCUCUUUUAGGAAGUCGGGGUAGGGUGUUUGUUUUUAUUUCAUCCCUACCCUAGUGCAGGGCCAUUAUAUUUGUGUUCUGUAUUACUAUCUGGAGUCGGCUUUGCAUAUAUAUCUUAUGUCCAGUUAUUUUGUAAGAUUUCAGGUCAAGGCUAUGAAAGAUUGGCCCUUCAGUUCA